AUGGUUGAGAUUAUCAAAUACAAAGGAUUCGAUCAUAUUUGGCAAUACUCUGGACCAUGGUUGUAUUACUUACUAGCGGCUUACAUCAGUCUCCCCAUAUUGGCAUAUAAGUUAUUGCCAUACUUUUUCCAUAGUAGGAGGGCAUCAACUCGAAAGAGUGUUUUAAUAUUAGUAUUGGGAGAUUUGGGCCACUCGCCGAGGAUGUGUUAUCAUGCAUUAUCAUUUAGCAAGAUCGGGUACGAUGUCAGUCUUUGUGGAUACAUUGAAACACGACCACCAGAAGAAGUUGUCGAUGAUUUGAAUAUCGACAUUGUACCCAUUGGCGUUGUUCAUAAUGUUCACAGCUUACCAUUUGUAAUAUUUGCAAUUCAAAAAAUUUUCACGCAAUUGAAGCAAUUGGUCAAGAUACUUUGGGACAAAGGAGCUGGAAUUGAUGUGGUGAUGAUACAGAAUCCGCCAAGUAUACCCAUUUUGCUCAUCGUUUUACUAUUCAAACUAUUCAUUCAUAGACAAUGGAAGGUUGUUAUUGAUUGGCAUAAUUUAAACUACACGAUAUUGAAUCUUAGGUUUCAAAACAUUAACCAUCCAUUGGUGAGAUUGAUGAAGUUUUACGAAAGCUUUUUAGGAAGAUUUGCCGAUUUAAACAUUACGGUAACGAAGCAAAUGAAAAAGUUUUUAAUCAACGAUUUUGGCUUUGACAAGUCGAAGGUGACUACAUUUUAUGACCGACCAGGAAUGCAAUUCAAGCCAGCAGAAAAUAAACAACCCAGAAAGGAGCACGAAAUUUUCCAGGAUGUCAAGAAUAUUGAACAAUAUAGGAUACUAAUUAGCUCCACAUCAUUUACCCCUGAUGAGGACUUUGAUGUUUUGCUCGAUGCAUUGGAACUAUACGACAAACUGGACAAAUCGACUACACCACCUAUCUUGCUCAUUGUUACGGGAAAAGGUCCCUUGAAGGAAAAAUUUGUUCAACGCGUGAUUGAACUCGAUUAUUCACCAAAAGUUAUUGUGAAAACAGCAUGGUUAACCUCUGAGGAUUAUCCCAUAAUCUUGGCACAAGCUGAUUUGGGGAUAUCUUUGCACACAUCUUCGAGUGGGAUUGAUCUCCCCAUGAAGAUUGUUGACUUUUUUGGCUGUGGGGUGCCGGUGAUAUCGCUAAGUUUUCCCGCAAUAAAUGAGUUAGUUAAAGAAGGUAACAAUGGACUCAUAGCGGAGGAUUCUACAGCUGAAAAUAUAGACAAACUAUUGGAAAAAGUAUUUACCGAUGAAACUUUACUAUCACGGUUGAAGGAAGGUGCCUUGCUAGAAAGUAAGUCCAGAUGGGACGAAAACUGGAUGUCUGUUCUAAGGUCCAGAUUCGUAAAUGAGUAG
Molecule: messenger RNA, 1371 nt
Organism: Lodderomyces margitis
Lineage: Eukaryota; Fungi; Ascomycota; Pichiomycetes; Serinales; Debaryomycetaceae
Gene: ALG1
Product: chitobiosyldiphosphodolichol beta-1,4 mannosyltransferase
Exons: 1
Coding region: 1-1371 (456 amino acids)
Cellular component (GO): endoplasmic reticulum
Molecular function (GO): mannosyltransferase activity
Source: RefSeq, a predicted model, not a curated record